Molecule: messenger RNA, 2653 nt
Organism: Rhododendron vialii
Lineage: Eukaryota; Viridiplantae; Streptophyta; Magnoliopsida; Ericales; Ericaceae
Product: protein EMSY-LIKE 3-like
Exons: 10
Coding region: 429-1736 (435 amino acids)
Biological process (GO): defense response to fungus
Cellular component (GO): nucleus
Source: RefSeq, a predicted model, not a curated record
ACUCAAAGAAAAUUAUCAACCAAAAAAACCAAGGCGGUAUAAUGAAAUUUCAAGUCCGCGGUUCUCAACUGAGACGCCCCUCUGUCCCCGAACCGAAACUCGAACGCAUAGCUCCCUCAAUCACCGUCGAUUCGCCUCUCCAAAACCCUCAAAUUCAUCGAUUUUCAAGCUAACGGCGUACUAGUUUAUCACUGCCACGACGAGUAUAUCACUGUAAUCGAUUUCGGUACCAAGGGUUGAACGCUUCUGAUCGACUUCUCAGUAGCCGAGCUCCCCGCGAGACAAAGGAACUUCGUUUCCUGCGAUUGGUGAAGUUGCGGUGGGUUUUGCGAAGCUGGCUAUGGACUACGCACCCUAUGACAGUAGUGAGGCUUUUGAUCAUGCUUACCAAAGGAACAGGAUUGUAGAUGAGGCAUUGAUGUGCAAGCAUGAAAAUACGACACUGGACUGAUGAUGAUCUUCCUCCCUCACACCAACAUAGAAUUCCAAGAGGGGGUCGUGUAGCAGGGAAUGGAAGAGCUCCUGUAAUGGGUUCUGUCCCAUACCCUAGGAUGUAUGGUGAAACUGAUAUGGAGGCCCAAAUUCACCAGCUUGAGCAAGAAGCUUACAGUUCAGUUCUAAGAGCCUUCAAAGCUCAAGCUGAUGCCAUUACUUGGGAGAAGGAAAGUUUAUUAACGGAACUUAGAAAAGAGUUGAGAUUAUCUAAUGAAGAACAUAGAGAGCUUCUUGGCAGGGUUAAUGCUGAUGAUAUCCUCCAGAGAAUAAGGGAGUGGAGACAGGCGGGUGGGCUUCAACAAGGCAUGCGUGGUACUGGUCAAGUCGUUCAUGAUCCAGUGCCCAGUCCCACUGUCUCGGCAUCUCGCAAGAAACAGAAAAUAACCCAGUCUGGGCCAUCUCAAUCUUUCAGAGGGCCUUCUCCUCCUUUCCACCCACAAACAUUGGCUGCCUCCACCCAACCACCUCCUACUUCUGCAAAACGAGGGCCUGUUAUGGGAGCCAAGGGCAAGAAGCAGAAAUCUGGUCAGAUAUUGCCAAGUGCACCUUCGAUGAAAAUGCAGCAGCCAACCUUGGGUCCAACUGGAAGGGGUCAAAUUGUGAAUCGGGUUUCUUCUAGUUCCCUUGCAGGUGCACCUGCUGAAGGAGCACCAUCUGAUACUUUGAUUGGGAGGAAAGUGAGGACCAGGUGGCCUGAUGACAAUAAUUUUUAUGAAGCUCUUAUCACUGACUACAACGCUGUUGAGGGCCGACAUGCUCUAGUUUAUGAUAUUGGUACUGCCAAUGAGACAUGGGAGUGGGUCAAUCUUGCUGAGAUAUCUCCUGAAGAUAUUCAAUGGGAGGGCGAAGACCCUGGAAUUUCUCGUCAAGGGGGUUUUGGUGGGUCAGGACAUGUAAUGGGUAGAUCUGUUGGGCGAGACGGUGGUCCAGCUGGGGGAAAAGGUAGGGGUGUGAUGAAGGGCCAGUCAAGGAAGGGUUUUCCAUCCUCACAGAAUGGCACUGGAAGGAAACGAUCAGAUGAAAUUAAAAUACUCCAAACAGAUACUCUAAUCAAGGAGGUGGAGAGAGUCUUUGGUGUCAGUCAUCCGGAUCCGCUUGAAGUUGAGAAAGCGAAGAAGGUGCUGAAGGAACAUGAACAAGCGCUUAUUGAUGCAAUUGCACGGCUUGCAGAUAUUUCUGAUGGCGAAAGCGGUAACUAUUUUUUGCAACAUUUCUAUACGCUUUUCAUCUUGUUCUUCUAAGAUUUAUGUGCCAUGCGGACUAAUUGUAAUGCUUCCAACUUUGGCAUCUCAAGGAAGGAGAAUAUCUUCUCACUUUUAGCCUCUGCAUUUUUUACAACAAUGUUUUCCGUUGAAGUGGAUUAUCUGCUAGAAUAUAGCCUUGUGUCCGACAUUAAGACUCGUGGCAUUUCACUAGUUCAAAACAGUUAUUAUUUCGAGGGAGGGAAGGAGGUUCUUUUUUGCUUUGUAAUGCACGUUAGUAACAAGAUCGAUGGCGUGCUUUUCUCGCUUGUUUACUGAAGUCUACGUUUAGGAUCGCCCCUAUUUUGCUGGCGCAUGAGUGCCCUACUAGUUUUGGGGUUUCGAUUGACAGAAGCUGUUUUCUCUGUCUAGGCGGUGGGUUAGCCUUCACCUUUCUUUAUACCCGCCUUUCUUGUUGACAAAUAAGAGAGAUAUAUCUUGGACAUCUUCUUGUUUUUUCUCUGGCUUAGUUCCCCAUUUGACUUUGUUGUUUUGUACAGAUGAGGGUGGACAUUUCAUGCCCAAGGUCCGAGAAUAGUGAACUGCAGAUCCAGUCGAAACUAGAAUAGCAGAUUCACAGGUCAUACAAAUAGCUGGAGGAAUGGGUUUUUGGAUGGUCAAAUCGACCAUAGGUGGUAGGUUUGGAUCCAAUGAUCGGUUAGAUAUUGGAUGCCCCUUUUGAUUACGGUGCUUUGUUGUACCAUGCCAAUUGUAGUUUUCCCCAUCAUUGAAUCGCUCUAGUUUGGGUGUUAUAGUGUAGGCAAAUUGUUAGCUGGGGUGGGUGUUUUACUGUAGGCAAAUUACUAGCUGGGGAUGGGAGUUUUUCUGAACUAAUUGGCUGGUUUUGUGUAAAAUUAUUCCAGCUUGUACAAAGAUUUUUGUUUUAUGUUAAAACGUAUUGACAUGUGCUUCACAUA